This is a messenger RNA of Cinara cedri, 39719 nucleotides long. Lineage: Eukaryota; Metazoa; Arthropoda; Insecta; Hemiptera; Aphididae. The record is from the annotation of a GenBank genome assembly.
GAUAACGAACGGCACCGACGCCGCCGUCAUCAUCGUCGCCGACGCCGCCGCCGCGGGCCGUAUAGUGUUGCCCACCGGAGAGACACCGCCGAAACUGCACGCGUACUGAGUACGACGUAUGUAUGUGCGCCACACGGAUGUUGUAUUGAAACAGUGAGCGCGGGUAUCUCACACUGUGGCUGCCAUGCCGCGGCUUGGACUGUUACGUUGGCGGUAAGUGUCUAUGGGUAACCGAAACCGAAACCAAAAAAAAAAAAAAAAAAUAUAUAAAUUACAAUUUCGCGCGGCCGAAGCGCGUACCCCUUUAAUGAUUUUUUCUUCUCCUCGAUUUUCUCUCGUAUUCCCGGUUUUAUUUUUUUUAUUUUUUUCCACCGGUGUUUCGCCAAAAGCGAUAUGUUUUUUUUUUUUUUUUGCGAUUCAUCAAUAUCCCCCCUCGUCGCGCGAAAAUCCGAAAAAACAGUUUUUAAUUUUUUUUUUUUUUUUUUUUUCAGGCAAUUCGCAUUAUUCGCAUACCUGUUCACGGCGGUAUCGGCGGUAAGUACAACACCGAAACCAUCGCACGGUACAAUAAUAAUAAUAAUAAUUAUGACAAAUUGUAAAAUUAUCGUACUAUAUGACAACGCGUCAAGUCGGUAAAGCCGCUAUUUAAUAUAUAUAUAUAUAAAAAAAAAAAAAAACAAUAAUAAUAAUUUCCAAUCGUUAUAGAUUCGUGAAUAUGUAAUAUGUAUCAAUCUUUUAAACAUUAUACAUAAGAAUAAAAUGUAUCGCGUUAAUUAUGAUGUCUAUAUAUAUAUAUAUUAAUUUAAUCGUUUACGUAUUAUUUUGUGUGUAGAAGCGGAUACAAUUUUUUGUCGACUUUUAAUAUAUUUUCGAUUAAAAGAGAGAAAAUAAAAGACUAUCUAUAUACCUACUCGAAAAUAUUAUUACUAUAUAUUCCGUGUAGGUUUUGAUGUUUCCCCCCCCCAUCCCAUCGUUUUUCAAAAAUACACACUCCGACACGACGCGGUUUCGUUUAGUGUACUCCCGCGAGUAUAUUUUAUUAUUAUUAUUAUUUUUUAAAAUAACAGUUGAAAACUCGACGCUUCGCAAUAAUGCUGUUUAAUUUGUUAUUUUAUGUACCAAUUAUAUAAUACUGUAACAAUAACGAUGCUGUCGGUGUAAAGUGCACGCGCGAGUUUCCCGAGCACCAGAAAACCGCACAUCAUCGUGAUAGGUCGGUGUUUUUUCGUGUAUUCUAAGACCGCCGGAGAGGUACCGGCGUGCUGCUAUCGUAAUAGCCGUACGGACGAUAAACUUGACGAACUUUAUGAAUGAACACGCACGUAAUUAAUCCCUGAUCAAUAUAAUGCACGCAUAUCAUAUUAUCCACGUCAUAAUAUAAUAUACGGGAACGCCGUUUGUAAUAUUAUAUAUGUAUUUUUUUUUUUUUUUUUUUUUUUUUUAUCGAGGCCGUUUCGAAUAUAAAACGUAUUUUUACACACUGUUACGACGAUGAUAAUAUUUUUAAUUGUACGUAUUUUUUUUUUUUUUUUCUACAAUCCGAUAUCGAUAGAUUCGAUAAAUUCGUAUAGGCGGGUGCGUACCGGUUUACAAGAUGACCUAUUAUGUUUUACAUCCAUCCGUCCGACAAUAAUCGAAAUACCUUUGCAUAUCUAUAACACGUAUAUAAUUUGUAAUGUACGUUCGUUAAUUAUUUUUUUUUUUCUGCGAUUUACAAUUAUUAUUAUCUAUCGACAAUAUUUUAAACUUGCCGGUUUUCGAGAAUUUCGAUUUAAACGAUCACGGUAUAAUGUCGAGUUUUUACACUAGAUAUUUACCGACAAACUAACGCGAUUUACAAUUUAUAUGACAUGUACCCAUCUAAGUUUUGCGAACAAUUUCUUUUUCCGGACAAAUUAAGAAUCCAACGUGCCUAUGCGGUGAUACACUCGUUAACGGGAGCUAAGAAAAUUGGACUAAACACAGCCAAUUAAAAUUAUUAAUUAUAAUUAAUAAUAUAAUCGUAAUAAUAUUAUGCAAUCGCAUCAUUAUUGUUCUACUUUAUUUGAUACCAAUAUGAAGACUUUUCGUGAGAUUAUUUCCAAGCACUUACAUUAGUCUGUUGUAAUUGUACAAACGCCAAUGGGUGAACGUAGAGUGCCCGUAAAGUUUCUUACCCUCCCCCCCCCCGGGGUACGGCACUGCGUAUACGUUUACCAAUAUUCACGCAAAAAACGUUAACAAAAAUCUGAAUAGUCCCCGUUGAUUUCAGUACAUCGAAUGGAUUUGUAAAUAAUAUAUACCUAACCUACCUAUUCAUAUGUUUCCAAUAUUAUUAUUUCCGCGUUUAUCAGUAGUUAUUGAUUACCUAUAAAUGUAUAAUAAUUGGUGUAGCACCUAACCUGUUUUCUAUACACUCAUAUUUUAUGUAAUUAUUAAUUUAUAACUAAACAUAGAUAUAUCUAUACAUAUACAUUCUAUAUACAGGGCGGUGGUUCACUAAGCGCGACCAGCUCGUUUUAUUUAUUUUUUUUUUUUUUUUUUUUUUUUUUUUUUUUUAUUAAAUUUUGCAUAAUAUAUUCAAAUUCUCGUGUUUGGAAUUCUAAAGUGUAAUUAAAAAUUAUAUUUUCGAACAGGUAAUUCGAUUUUUUACAACAUUUAAGCCGCAAUACCAACUUUGGUUUUUCAAAUGAGAACCUAUACUAAAAUUUCCAUAAAUAGAUGGAAUAUUCACUAGAUAUUCCACUUUUAAGUUUAAUUAGGGGGAGAGAAUUCAAGCACUAAUAAUUCGCCACGCGCCGUGCCACCACACAUAUGAUAAUUCACAACCCUCUCCUCCUAUUUAAACUUAAAAGUGGAAUAUUUCGUCAACGGGGUUGACGGAAAUCAAAAAUUUUAACACCAAAACUAGACUUCAUCUAUUUAUGAAAUGUCUGUCUGUUUACCAUACCGUGUCUAAAAACGAAUGUAUGUGUGUUUGUCCUUUAUGCAUUACGUACUACACCAUUUAUCCGAUCGCGAUGAAACUCUGAAAUGUUGUUGGGUAUACUAUCGCGAAGGUUUAUAGCUAUUAAAAUCUCCUCCUAUUGAAUAUCAUUCCCUAACAUUUGGUUUUUAGCCAUGUUUAGUACAUAAAUCUAAUUUUUUUAAAUUUAAUUUUAGAAGUGUAAUCCCUGUGCAUUACCUAUGGUAAUAGUACAUAAUGAUAAUUUACCUAUUAAUUUUAUUUAGAAACUAUUUUAUUGCUCGGGUGCGGGACAGCUUGUAUAUUAUACAGGUACAUACUUAUUUAUUGCGUGCCCUUGAUGAUUUUAAAUUUGUUUUUCAAUCGGAUUUUUCAUUUAUGGAGGUAUAUGUAUAUUCAAAAAAAAAUUAAUUUGUGCUAAUAUUGCUUAACCAGUAGUAAAAAAUAACUUUUGAUUUGUUCACUUUUCGAAAAUAGCCGAUUUGUAAAAGAUAUUAUUUUUUAUAAAGUUUUAAUCCAUCAUAUAUGCAUAUCUGAUGAAUAAUUUCAAAAUAAUACCCGUUUUUAAGUUUAAGCUUAUUGGUUUCAAUUUCUAAUGGGACGUAAAAUAAUAUGUACUCAACAGUCUAAUAUACUGUGUGAUAGGGAACCGCAAUCGUAAUAAAAAUAUCACCUCAAAUCGACAAAUAUUAUUAACAGAGGUAUAAAAAUCCAAAACACUUAGUGGCCCACCCUGUAUAUAUAUUUAUAUAUUUACUCAUCCGUGUAUACCACAUAUAUUAAUUAGAUAAAACAUAUAAAAAUAAGGUAUUUAUAUCGUAUAUUUUAUGCUUUAACGAACGAAUAAUAAUAUAUAUAUAUAUGGUUAUAAUUAUGAUGCUAUAUUGAUGCGUCCUUAUGCGAUUAAUGAUUUUUUAAUCAAUCGAUUCAAAUAUGCAAGUCUAAUAAUACCUAAAUGAUUUCUUUUUUAUUUUAUCGAAACAUGAUUGAUAAACGUAAUGGGUGUAGACAAGUUUCGAUCAACGUGAUUUCGGUAGGGAUUAAAAAUAUAAUUAAUAAAAUACAAUUUAUCGUAGGCAAACAGUUUUAUUCACUUGGGCGUUUUAAUUUUUUUUUUUUUUUUCGUAAGACACAAUUGCGUAAAUACAUAUUUACCCCGAAUAGAAGAUGAUAUAUUGUCAACGGUUUUUUAUUUUUUUAUUCGGAGAAUUUAUUCGCAAAUCUAAAUUGUGGUGGGUGGCAUUGUCAUUAUUUUAGAUUCUGAGUGCAGCGAUGAAUCGGUUUUUAAAUACAAUUUCCCUACCAGAAAUCUUACUCCGAAUUCCAAUUUUAGUUUUCCAAUUACAAUUUCAUUUUUUGAUUUUUGUUGGUUUUUUAUUGUUUGUAAUUCGGAUAAAAAUAGUCAUAGAGACAUAACAUUUUUAUGGAACACUAAUAUUAGUCUAUUAUAGACGAUUUUAGCUUUUUCUAAGAUAGAAUGUUCAAAACAUUGAAAUGCCACAUAAGCAUGUGACAUUUACCAUUUGUUUUAAGUUUAUAUUUAAUUUUAUGUGAAUACAACCAUUUGACACGAGGAUCAUCAUACGAUGUACUAAAUAUUAAACAAAAAUGUAUACACUCAGAAUUAAUUUAGCUCUAAAAAAAGUUAAAACUGUUGCGAUUACCAGUCAUUGAUUAGUUUAAAAAUACGAUUGUGAGAUGGUUUGGUCCAUUUGUAGAAUGAGCCGAUGAUUUCCUGCUUCAAUAACAUAUACGGGUGGUCAUCCGGUCAUGAUUAUUUAUUAUCUUAACAGUACACAUUUUUUUGUCAUCGUGAUUGUUUUUAUACGUUAUGAAAUCGUUGAAAAUUCCCAAAAUGUUCAUGAUAUAAUUUGUUUUAGAUUCUUAGCUGAAUAAAGAAUGAUUGAACUCAAAGAAUUACCUGUAAAAAAAAAAAUAGAUAUAAUUUAAAAUAAUUACUAUUUAUAUGAAAACUCAUAAUUUUCUUCUGUCCAUAUCACAUGAUAUUAACACAAGAUACCCUAUAAAUAAUUGCUUACGAAAAAACGAUUCUGAGUGAAGUUCAGUUGAUAGUAAUGCUUUAUCAACAAAAUAUAUGCCAUAUUAGAGAAAAAUAAUAAAGGUGGCUACAUAUAUGUUCUUAAAUAAUAAUUGUUUAAUGUUAAACCGAUUUCUUCGGUUUUCCUACAUUUUUCUCGGUUUUCUUAUGUUUUUUCCCAGUUAUAUGCAUUUGCUGAGAAAACUUAAGAGAAAAUUGAUAAACUACCUUAUUAAAGUACCUCCCCAGUGAAAUUUUCUUUUAGAAUAAUUGCUAUCAUUAUAAAUUGGAGCAAAAUUACUUGUAGAAAUGUUGUCCAUAGAAAAAAAAAAAAUCGCGAUACAAAAUAUAUUUUUACAUUUUUCCGAUUUUUUUGGUUUUUCGCAUUUGCUGUACAAACUCUUCAGAAAAUCGAAAAAUUACCUCCCUCUCCAUAAUGUUCCUCUCCACAUCGAUUUUCUUUCAGAAAAGGUGCUACACAUAAAAAUCGGAGCAAGUCCUCUGGUAGAAAAGUUGUCCACAGAAAAAAAAAAAAAUCUUUUGUAAAAUCAUAAGCUUCUUUGCUCUACUCAGAAUCUAAAACUCUAUCUCAGUAUCUUUGGGAUCUCCAGACAAAUUAAUAACAGAAUAGCUUUUUAUGAUUCAAAUGUUAAAUAUUAGUUUUUUAAAUACUGAUUUCGAAAUUGUCUACUGUUUGCGUAUUCAUUGCUCAUUAAUAUUGUACUUUUACUAUUAAUCACUGUAUAUUUAUGUACUUAUAAUGAAUAAAUUAUAAAUGCUAUUUGCAUUUGCUAUUACACUUAUGCCCUCACACUGGUUUUCUCAUAGGGGGCCCAGUAUUUCAAAUAAAUAAAUAAAUAAAUACUUGAUAUUGCAUGAUGUGCAAAUAGUUACGAUUUAAUUUUUUAUCUCCUCUCCCACAAAUAAAAAAAUUCCCACAACCGGUAGAUCUCUGGUUUUCCGCUCUGAGAAAAUAUAGUAUCAAAUAAUCGAAAAUUUUAGAAUAGCACUUUUGUUUGCGGGUAGACACUUAGCUAGAUGAUUAUAAUGAAUGUUUAAAAUUUCGAUUUUAGAAUUUUAAAGCGGUACGCAGAUUUUUAAUCUGUCCAUAACCACGAACAGUGAACAAUUUUCGAUUUUUCUAUAUUUUGACCACUUUUUACGAAAAAAAUAUUAAUAAAUUGAAAAACAAUUCACAUACCUUAUUAUACUCAUAUAGUUCAACCAUCAGUGAUCAGAUGUUCAAUUUUCUUAUAUUUCAAUCGAUUAGAUAUGUUAAAUAGUAAUCCACAUGAAAAUUGGUCAGAAAAUGUGUUAGUCGAUUACUAAUCAAAGAGCAAGCGCGGAUCUGCGGAGGGGGGGGGUGGCUAUGAGAACGAAUGCCUCCCUAUUAAUUUUUUUUAAAUUAUUAAUAACUGUUAUUAUUUUAUUACUAAUGAUUAACAUUUAUACAAAUAUAUUUUAAAUAAAAUAGAAAAAUUUACAUUGUCUCAUAAUUUUUAAAUAAAUAAUUAGUCAUUUUUAGAUUUCAGACUUGUUUUUAAUUUUUAUCUGAUUCUUAUUAUUCUAAUUAUUUGAUCGCGUUUCGCCGAAAAUCGUUCAAUCGCCAAUGAUAAAUUAUUAAUAUUCACAGAUUAUGUUGGGAAACAGCAGAACAUACAUUGUCUUAUCUGUAUUUUUUAAAACCGAUGAUUUUAUAUUUACGAAUCUAUGUCAUAUUAAUAUAUUAUAUGACUCGUUCAUUCAUAUAGUCGUAUACUUGUAUACAAUAAAUUUUAUGAAUUUAUAAAAAUAAUACAAAUAAUCAGCCUCCAAUACAGGUUGAAUAUAAAAAAAAGUAAUUUGAUUUUUUUAAAUUUGCCAUCCUCCCUUUGGGUGACAUCUAUAUCCGCUAUUGUCAACGAAGGCAUACGAAUUAUAGUUAAAUGGCACAUUUUUUAACAUUUCUACCAUUUGUUCUUGCAGGGUCUGAUAACCAGACCCGAUAUAUAAUAUAGAUGAUACAAGAAUAAUAUAAUAUUUUCUAUCGAUAUUCUGUAUUUUAUUCCAUACCUACUUGUAAAAUUAUGUGAUAACAUUUUUCUAGCAAUGGCCAAAUUUUUUUGAAACAAACCAAACUAACGGAAAUGAACCGUAUUACGGAGAUCAAAAUACGAAACGAUACAAUAGUGAUAAUAGAUAUGUCAUUACUAAUCAGCAGAAAAAUUCUUCAAACUGUAUACCGAAAUGUUUUGCCGAAAAAGGAAGCCGAGUAAGUUUUAAAAAGUAGUUAAAAAUGUAUUUAUUGAUUUAUUAUUUUUUCUUUAGGGACCACCUGGUUCGACUGGAUUUCCGGGUCCUCAAGGAAUACAAGGAUUUCAAGGACUCGAAGGACUACCAGGUAACUUUAAAUAGGUUUUUAGUUACCACAAGUUAAAUACUCGUAUAUAAAGAAAUCAAGAAAAUCAAGUAACCGAUGUAAUGAAGGAAAAGAGUUUUUUAUCAGAUCAGUUAUACGUUAUGAUGAUAUGCUACAAAUGUAUUAUGGUUUUAGCAUAAUUUGUUACUUGAAUACAAAUAAAUAAUUGAAGAUUUUUAUAAAAUUAGAAUGCAUUUGAAUGUAAAUUCGUAGUGUUAUGACCUGAUUAUAGCUUUGGAAAAUUGUGCAAAUUUUAAAAUGUGGACGUAUAUAAUAAAAGUUUUCAAAACAAAUUAACAAUGUCUUAAAACUCGACUAAAAGAAUAUAAGAAAUAAUGAGUGGUUAUCAAGUUCCAAGAUAGGUUUUAUAAAGGCACUAAACUAACACAAACUUUUUGUUUGACAAUGACUUAGAAAACAACAACGUAUUUACUGGUCAUUAAGAAUCUUUUUCUCGUUAAAUUAUCUUAUUUUUAAUUUAUCUCUAUAAUAAAUAACAAUACUGAUUCAAAUAUGUUUUAAUGUGUAGGUGAGAAGGGAGAUAAAGGAGAUAUUGGCCCAUUAGGACCACGUGGACCAAAAGGAGACAGGGUAAGUGCUUAUUUUUAAAAAAGUAUUUAGAAACUAAAUAUAUAACAAUGACUAGUUAUUGGUUCAGCAUUUGCUUAACCAUCGUAUAAUAAAUAUUAAUAAAGUCAGUGACGAUAUUAUUGAGUUCUAGGAUAUUAUUACCAGCAGGCGCUGGUGAAAAAUCAAUUUGUAUUGAUUUUAAUAAUACAAAAUAGUAGACUGUUUAGUUAUUACCUAAGUUGAAGAAAAAAUGUUUAUUUUCGAACUAUAUCAAAUAUUUGUACAAUCAUAGUUUUCUCUAAAAUUAUAGGCUAAUCUAAAACAAAAAAUGAAUUUCUUAAAAACAAAAUAAUUUUUAGUUUGAUGAAUUUUUUUUCCUUAUGUAUAAAUAAUAUAAUAAUAUUUAAUAUAAUUUUUAUAUACUCAGUAAUAAUUAUUGUUAAAUACGCUAUACAUUUUUAAUAAUUUAAAUAUUUGUACAUUGAUUUUUGAAGAAAAUUAAGGAAUAACGAUUUAUAAUUUUUAAUUGCUUUGCUUAAAUAAUAAUAUUUUUAUUUUUUUAUUUUUUUUUAGGGUAAAAUGGGCAUCCCUGGAUUUCCCGGUAAUAUAUUAUUAUAAAUAAUAUUCACAUAACACUAUAUAAUUUUUAAUUCAUUGACAUACAAUGAUAAUAUUAUAUAACUUUUUAAAUUUAAAUUUUUAAUUUACAUUUUUUAUCGAUUUUUUUGAUAAAUGUCAAAGAAUAAUUUUACCGAGUAAGUGACUGUGAUUUUUUAUAUUUAAGGUGUAAAUGGUAUAUCAGGACAAAUUGGACCACAAGGUUUGCCAGGCAUUCCAGGGUUAGACGGAUGUAACGGAACGGACGUAAGAAUAUUUUAUAGAAUACACAUUUAUAAUAUAACUUAUAAUACCUUUUAUAUACCAUAUUGAAUCCACUUACUUCUUAUUAAAUCGAAAAUUAUUUCUAUUAAUUUUUUAAAUCACCAUUUUGAAACUGUGAAACAUUUUUAUAAUUAUAAUAAAAUAUUAUAAACAGUGCAUUGAACAUAUUAUUUCAAAAAAAACAAAUUAUAUCUAUGAGUAUAAUUACUCCAAAGUUAAUAUUUUUUUGAAAAAGAUAACUUUUUUUUUACAAUCCAUUUGUUAUUUGAAAACAUAUUUUCUAUCCAUUUGUUUAUUAUUGAGAUAUUCAAUAAAUCAAUUUAUCAGAACCCAUGUAGAUUUCGCAAUAAUGUAUAAAACUUAUUGUAAUCUAUAAAUUCUGUGUUUUACAAUUUAAAACAUUGACAAACGUAAUAAAUUAAUGAAAAUAAAAAAAACCUUAUAUCUAAAUUAUAGGGGAAACCCGGUCUUCCCGGAAAUCCAGGAGCUAUUGGACCUCGAGGUUACCCAGGAUUACCCGGAGAAAAAGGUCAGUACUUUACUAUUCUUGUAUGGGUACUUUAUAAUUUUAAUUUAUUGUUUUACGUGUAUACGAUUUUUUUAUAGUUAUUGUAAAGUAUAAUAUUAAAAUAUAAAUAUCAUUUAUUUCGUUUCAAAACACAUAAUAACAUCAUACUGAAUGUUUAUAUUAUUAAAUCACUGAAUUAAAUAUCUACAGUUAUUCUGUGUUCUAUUUACUUAAGUUAAAAAUAAUUGUAAUAAUGUUGAUUUUAAAGGGUUAAAAGGAGAACCUGCUUACACAUCAAUUCAUGACAAAGGACAAAAAGGAGAACCCGGUUUGGAUGGAAAUCAAGGUAUAAAUAAAUUUAGUAAAAAAAUAUAAGCUCUGGAAAUAUUAAGUUCUUUUAAAUAUUUAAAAAGAUAAUUAAUGGUUAAUUAAUUAAAAUAAUGAAAUUGAGUUCUUAAAUAUUUAACUAAAAUUGAUCAAUUUUAAAACAAGCAAUUAUAAUUCACUGAGAUAACACCAUAAUUAUUUUAUUUCAGGCUCAAUUGGACUUCCUGGUGUUGAAGGACCAAAAGGUCCACCAGGACCUAUAGGUGAAGUUGGACCAAAAGUAAAUACCGAACAAUUAAAAAAAUUAUUUUACACUCAUAUAUUCAUAAAACUUUGUUAGUUAUUUAAAAAUAUUUUUAGAGAAUAAUACAUAACAUCAUUUUUACAGGGUGAUCGAGGUAAACCUGGUGAUAAAGGAGAAAAGGGUAAGCAUGAUAUGUAUCAUAUUUAGCCUUUAAAUUUAAGACGCAGGAUUACGAUAGCUUAGCUUUUGUAUCUCAUACAUAUGUAAUUUUUUUCCCAAAAAUACGCUUAACAAAGAUCUCACACCGUGAUUUUUUUAGGUUUUCUUUAUUGUUUAUGUAACAUGUAAAUAAAUUCAUUUUACGUACGACUUUUCGUUUUAUUACUUUUUACUCUUAAUCAAUAUUCGAUUAUCGAGAAUCAUUAUUAUUUAAAUCUGUACAAAAAUCAUAUGAGUAUAGGUAUAGCACAUGUUUAUCCAUUAUAAUCGAUUAGGUGGAUACUAAUCAUUUAAUCACUAUUUGAUUAGCUGUUUUUGAAAUAAAAUGCUUUUUUUUAGAUUCUUAGUGGCGCGAUGAAUGUAUUAAUUUUAACAUGAUGUGUAUGUUUCUCUUAAUUUUUAAUUUUUUCUAAUUGAUUUUACUGUGAAUAACUUUUCUACCAAAAAUAUUUUUCCAAUCGAGAAUGACGAAAUAAUUUUCUUUUUGAAUUUUGUAUUUUGUUUGUGCAUUUUUAAGGUCUUUAAUUUUCUAAGUAGUUUUUAAAAUAAUUAGGAUGUACCGUUAAAAAAUUGUAUAGGAAAAACUGACAAAUAUUUAUAGCAUAAUUUUAUAUUUUUAUAAUUUAUUUUUGUUUGUUUUCUACAAGAAAUCGUGCUCGCUCCGAUUUUCAAAAGUAGCGACUUGGUUGAAAAACAAAAAAAAAAGUUUGUUGAAAAGUACCAUUUUUUGAUGGAAUCGAUUAGAUUUUGACCGGAUGCUACACGUGGUACAUUAAAAUAAGAUUUUUCGUAGAAGAGUUGUGUAUAAAAAAAUAUUUAAAAAAAUCACUAACUGUAAAAUCUAUACAUUUCUUGUUGACACUACAAAUCUAAAAGAAAAUACGAGUACAUUUUUAAAUAUUUUAAUCAUUGUUUCAAAUCAUGUUCUAUUGGUAAAAACAAAUCUAUAUCUUAAAAGACAUGAAAUAAAUUAAAUCGGAACAUUUUUACUAACCAAAAAUAUUUUUUAAAAGACAUUUUCCAACAUUUUUGUAAACCUAAUUACCUCAUCAUUACAUUCAAAAUAAAAAAAAAAAGAGACGAAAAAUUGUGGCACCUCGUGCCUUUUAGCGCGGUGUUAUAAGAUAGGAUUCCGAUACUGUAUAAAAUAUUAAUUCCCUUCUCUUCCUUCUCCUGUUAAUUAAAUUUAUGGAUGUUAAUGUUUAUGAAACAUAUCUUUAACAUUUUUUCUCAACAAAGAUUCGUCUUAUCUGGUAGCCCUUUGAAUUUUCCUGGCGUACUUUCUCCAUCAUGAAUUAGUUGUAUUAUUUUUUCUUACUGUACUUAGGUCUGUUAAAUUUUUUUGACGAUUUUACUAGCUCGUUUUACUAGAUGAAACCAUAAUCUGUUUAAAAUAAAAUAAAACCCAAAACUUUAAAUUUGAUUUAUUUUUAUUUUUUUACAUUGUUAUUAAUAUUAUUUUUAAUUUUUUGUUUGAUAUUAAAUGGAUAAUUUAGGAAAACCUUCAAUUGGGUUCGGCGGUGCUAAAGGAGAAAAAGGUCCUAAAGGAGAACAGGGUCCUGCUGGACCACCUGGUUUAUAUUUUGAUUCAUCACCAAAUGCUACUGUUGGACCACGAGGCACACCUGGUGAAAAAGGAAGUGAGGUAUUUUAAUGAUAAUGUCAAUCAAUUUUUAAGAUAGCAUGUGCAUUUCAAAUAAAGUGAUCGUAGAAAAAUCAGUAAAUUCAAUAAAUAUAAAGGGGGGAAAAAAUUAUUAUUAUUAAUAAUGUUGUUUUCAAUAAAAUUAUUUAAAUAAAUAUUUUGUGUUAACCAGGGCGAACCUGGUCAACCAGGGCUUAAAGGAGAACCAGGAUUGAUCGGAGAUCCAGGAAUACCAGGUAACAAAAAAUAUGAUUAUAAAUACUUCUUUGAUUAAAAUUGAUUUUUUUUUUUUUUAAUUUUACGUGCAUACCUUGUAAACAGCUACCUGUAUUUUGGUAAGCCAAAACAUAUAUAUAAAUUCAGAAUUACGUAUUAUUCAAAAAUAAUGGAGUUUUAAAUAAAAUACAUUUAAAAAUUUAGAUAUGUACGAUUUCAAAUCGUUGUGUACAAUAUAUAAUUAUUACAUCAUUUAUUAUUUAAGGUGAUGACGGUGUAAAAGGAGAAAAGGGAUUACAAGGACCUCCGGGACUAAGAGUAACUGAUUUAUUUUAUUUUAAUAAAUAAUGAAUAUUUUACUUAUUUUUUAUUUUAAAUAAUUUUUUAUAUUAAUAUUAUUAUAAAAAUAUGAUUUUGAUUUUGAUUAAAAUUACUAACAUAACAAAUAAAAUAUCAUGUUCGUAUGUAUUUUUUUGUUUACUUUAGGGGCGUGAUGGCUAUCCUGGACCACCUGGGCCUGUUGGUCAAAAAGGUUAUUAUAAAUUGAUUAACAUUUAUAUAUUAUGAGUACAACUUUAACAAAAAUCACGAAAAAAAAUUUUACUUUAAAUUAAAAUGCACUUCUAAUUUAAAAGAUUACCAAAAUGUAUUAUUUAAACCUAGCUAUCUACAUAUUUUAAAUUCAUGUAGUAUGGUUUGCAGCUUUUCUCCAUUAUUCUCAAUCAUCUAAUUUCUUUAAAUUGUGCAUACGAGACAUAAUUUGUUGGAUGUAUAUUUAUAUUUAAUAAAUUUAUCAUGAUCAAUAAUUAAAAUAGAAAUACAUUUUAUGUUCUGAAAUUAUUGACUUUUUAGUCAACAUCCUAUCAUAUAUUUGUAUUUUUCAAACAGGUGAUCGAGGAAAUGAUGGCUUGAAUGGAUUAGACGGUAGAAAUGGACCAAAAGGAGAACCCGGUUGGUAUUCUUAUUUUAUUUUUCAGUUACUUAAUAAUACGUAAAUCAUAAUUUUUGCAUUUACUUUUAACGGUUCUGUAAUAUCAUUAACUGUUUAUUAUCACGUCUCAGGCCCUUUCUUAAAAUGUUUGGUUAACGCUCACCGGUGGUUAAUUUUGCUACAAACUAGCUACAUUAUUUCGGUUAACUUACAGCUAACCAAAACUUUUCGAGACAUUGUAAUAACCAGGCUAAAAGCUAAAUUGCUAUAUUAAAUAUUUUUUCGAUAUUUUCAGGAAGAGAUGGUGCUCCAGGGACAAUAGGAUUGCAAGGUCCACCGGGACAACCAGGGGUAUAUAUUUAGUUUAUCAAAAAUAUAAUAACCAUCAUAUUUUUAAUUCAAUAAAUUAUAUAUAUAAUCAUCAAAUCCUACAAAUCAAAUCAUCCUACAAAUCUUAAUAAGUUUUGAUGGCCUUUUUCAAUUUCUAUACUAAUAUGCAAUAGAUACUUCUAUAUUAUGAGGGUUUUUAGUAAUCUCCCUAGUGUGUCUAAUGUCUAUUACUUUUGGUCAUUCUUUAUUUAUUUCUAGACAAACUGUUUUUUCUAAUUAUUAUUAUAUAAUACUAACUGAGUUAGAAAUACAUUUAUAUUAUUAAAAAAUUAAGGCACUAUACUUUUUUUUACUGCUCAGAUCAAAAAUUUGAUUAGUUAAAAAUCUACAUCUGACAGCACGCAUCAUUUUGCACAAAACCACGUGAAAAUCGGUUUAGUAGCUUUUGAAUUUAUUAUUUCAGAUAAUAUCCGCUUAUUUAUAUAUUAUACAGAUUUUCUAUUAGUUAGUAAUGCAAAAUUGAAAGAUGAAGAAUCUACAACAUUAAGUCAUAAAAAAAUCUCUUUUACUAUCUGCAUUAGUUUAUACAAUUAUGAUAAUAUAGAUAUUAAAAUAAAAAUAUUUAAACCUAGGGUGGAAAAGGCAGACCUGGUCCACCAGGACCUCAAGGACCACGGGGAUACCCUGGACCUACUGGUAAAUCUUCAAGAUUUUAUAACAUUAAACACUAGUUUAAAACCCAUGUAGUUCAAUAAAUAAAUUGUUUAAUAUCGAUUUAUCAAUUAUAGGUCCAAAAGGUUUAGAUGGAAUAGAUGGACUUCCUGGUUACACAGGUCCAAAAGGAAACACUGGAAGCCCAGGUAAUAUUAUAUUAUUUUAGACACGUUUAAAUAAAUUCUGUAUUCAUAUUUUAAUACAAAAUAAUUUUAAAAAUAUUAAAUGAUUUAGGACAACCUGGAUUAGUUGGUCCGGAAGGUUUACCUGGUGACAAGGGAUCUAAAGGAGAACCUGGACUUACAGGUAUGUAUAAUUUUUUAAUAAUUUAAUUAUAAAUUUAAAUAAUUGAAUGUAUACAACUAUGUCUACAAGAUUUUCAAAAAAAAUAUAUAUAUAUAUAUGUAUAAGUAUAUUAAACAAUGAUAACUUGAAAAAACUAAAAAAUAAGGUAUUUAUCUCGAUUGUCCGAGUAAUAGUUAAAUUAAAAAUGGUUUUAAAAUAAAGCUUAACCGAUUGCAUAAUGAUUAAAAAAAAAAAAACAGAAAAAUAAUUCACUUAAAAACCACCGAGAAAAUUGCAGGUACAAGAUAAAAAAUCACCAUGCAUAAACUCGUCAAAAUAUCUAAAUGUAUUCUUUGUAAUAAGCUAUUAAAAAAAAACUAAUAAAAUAUACUUUGAAAUUUGAACCUUCUUAAAAAUGUUACCGUAUUAGUUUUUAAUAUUUAAAUACUUAUAUAUUAUGAAUUGUGUAGGGAUAAGUCUAAGUCAACAAAAUUAAUUACCAACCUAUUAUUUUUGUUUUAUUAACUGUUUUAUUUGAUUUGCAGGUUUUCCGGGAGAAACUGGUCCAAGAGGUAUGAAUUAUAUUUUUAUAUUUUGACUAUUUAUGAGAUAUCUGGUUCAUCAAAUCCAUUUUUUCAUAAAAACCAAAAAUACAAUUUUAUGGAAUUCAUCCAUGAAAUAGAAUUGUUUACAUAAUUAACAGCACGCAGAAUUAUACUGCUAAAAUAUCCAAAUUUUAAUAUCAAUUAUAUAUCAUAUAAUCUCAAUAUUAAUUUGUUUUCUAGUAAUUUUAAUUUAGAAAAUAGGUAACUAUUAAAUAAUCAUUUGUUAAACAAAUUCCAAAAAAAAAAAAAAAUAAUUAUAAUAAUAAUAAUAGUUUGAUUAAAUAAAUGUAUAUUACAUGAAACUACAAAUUUGAAUUAUAUUUUACUUAUAGGUUUUGAUGGAUCGCCCGGUGAACCUGGAGCCAUAGGAUAUCCAGGUGAAAAGGGUGCAUCAAUUAUAGUAAGUCUCGAGUUUUAAGUUUAUUUGAUCAUCAAUUUUUUUUUUUUUAAUAUGUUUAUACAAAUUAUAAUAACAUAACAUUUAUAAUUCAAAUCUUUUCCCUUCAUUAUAUUAGUAUAUAUAACUAUUUUCUUUAAUAAUAAUAUGAUAUUUUAAUAGGGGCCUAAAGGUUUGGAUGGAGUAGAUGGAAGAGACGGAGAAAAGGGAGAUAAGGGUGAGCGUGGAUAUCCGGGUGAACGAGGAGCACCAGGUGAGAACAAUAAAAAUAACAACAAAAUUAUAUAUAUUAUACUGAAAUAUAAUAAUAAAUAAUACUAAUAAUCUUUUUUCUUUUUCAUUAUUUAGGUGAUUCGCCUUUAGGUAUUCCUGGACCACCAGGUUUAAUGGGUCCUCCCGGAGAACAGGGAGAUGAAGGUAGACCGGGAAUACCCGGAAUUCCAGGUAAGUUAUCUUGUUUUAUAUAAUUAACAAAAUUGUAAUAUUCAAAUAAAAAAUAAUAUAUUGUUUGAAUUAUUACGUAGUUAUUAAUUAUUAUUAAUACAUAAUUCAUAAAUAUUAUAAUGACAAUUCAAUAUUUAUAAUUUACAUAUAGAUUGUAUUUAUUAAUUAUAUUAUUGUGUAUCUAUUUUUUACUAAUGUAUUAUAUUAUAAUGCUGCAUUCAGGUCGGGACGGUCAAAAAGGAGAAAUAGGCGGACGUUGCCAAAACUGUCGUCCAGGAGAGAAAGGAGCUAAGGGUGAAGCGGGCUUAAGCGGAAUUCCAGGUUUACAGGUAACACUUAAAUGAUUUACUAUGUUUACAUGCAACAGUGAUUCAUGUUAAUUCGUUAUUAUCAUUAAGAAGAACGGUACCUGCGCAUUUAUUUUGCUCAAAUUUAUGCUAAAAAACUCUCAUGCCUUAAAGAACUCCAUUUUUAAAUGUUUUUAUAAUAUUCUCUGUAUGUUCUUUUUUUUAAAAAAGGUCAUUUUUACCUUCUCUUAACUAACUUUGGUCUAUUAUUUUAAAUCAAACGAAAAAUCUAAAUUCAAUGCGAGCUAAAUCAUAUAAACAAUGAGUUAUUUUUAUUCACGCAGUUAUUUCUGUCAGUAAAAACGGCCGCGCUUUUUUCUUAAAUGAAUAUCGGGUAGAUCAGUGAACAAAUUUUAUUUUCAAAGUGAUAAUUAUAAUAUUAAAAUGUAUAUUUAAAUGUUUCAAAUUGGAAAAAAUUUUAAAACCAGAACCGGGUUCAAACUAAUAUAGUAAAAUAACCGAUUAUUAUGCAAUAUGUAAUUUUUAUAAUUUUGUGAAGGGGCCAAGAGGACUACCGGGUGAAAGAGGCAUAGCAGGUGAACCGGGUGCAGAAGGACCGAUCGGAUUAACGGGCCUGCAAGGUGAACCGGUAAGCAUCCAAUAUGAAUUAUUAUUUUAUAUAUUUUUUUGUUUGUUUUGCAAUGUUAUUUCUAAAGUUGCUGCUAGAAGAGAAUAGAAAAUUUAAUUUAUUCGUUUAUUGAUAAAACGUAAACGUUAUUUUAUUAUUUAUUGCUUUACGUAACAUUAUCAUAUUUUUCAAAUUAUUUUCCAGGGUAAAGAUGGUGAACCCGGUACACCCGGACAAAUAGGUCAGAAAGGAGAUCCGGCUAUCAUACCCGAAAAUUAUAGAGAUUUCCUAAAAGGAGAACCUGGUCCCAAAGGUGAUCCUGGAAGGUAAUUUUACGAAAAUAAAUAUAAAACCAUAAAUGAUUUUUUAAUACAUCAUGUGUGUGGUUCUUAAUUAUUUCAAAGAAAUCCAAAUAGAUAUUAUAUAUAAAUAUAUAUAAAAAAAAUGAUGUAAAAUAAGCAUUUACAUGCUUAUGUACCGAAAAGAGACAGGACUAUUUAAUAUUACGAGCAGAGCAAGGAUUAAAAUUGGUUUACUAUGGUAUUGUAACUAACUAUGGUACCAGAAAUCUUGAUCCAAUUAAAAAAAUGACAAAAGAUCUUUUUUGUUUGAAUUUCGAAUCUAACAUUUGUGUUAUAAAGGCUAUUUUUUGAUUUUAUAAGCUUUUUUUUAAAUGAUCGAGAAAAAAAAUAAUAUAUUUUUGAGAUAAGUUUGAGUGAAUUACGUAAGGGAUGGACAUGGUUUUCCAAAUUUUUCCAAUUUCGUAAAAUUUGAAAAUUAUUUUCUACCAUUUAAUGAUCACUUUAAUAAUAUAUUUCCGAUAAUUGACUAUCCAAUACCCAUUUAAAAGGAAGAUGCACUGAUUUUACGAAUGAAUAUGGCAUGUUAGACAAAUGAGUUAGAGUAAAAUUCCUCCACUACUAUUCACUUAAUUUAAAUUAUGAAAUCAUGUUUAAUUUUGGGUUUUCUUCUAUUCAUCUUAAAGUUUUGUAGCAAACAACUUUUCGUUUUUAUUAAGUUAAAUUAUUUGCAAUAAUUAACAAGUUUACACUUUUUUUAAUAAACUCGUAUUUGAGUAAAGAAAAAAUAUAAACACAUUAUAUAUUUUUGCUCCAAACACAAAAAUAAAGUCAGAUAAUUUUUACAAAACAGAAAUUCGACUACUAGAAUCAGAUUUAAAAUGUUUGAGAAAAAAAUCAAAUUUGACCGCUUUAAUUCAUAAAGUGAAUUGUAUUUAUAUAUUAAAAGAUAAAUGAGCAUUGUAAAUAUUAUAAAUUUGAAAAAAUAACCACUUCAAGCAAUAUUAUAAAGUUGAUACGGCGCGGGGAAUAGACAAAUUUAAUACACACGUGUGUAGGUAAUAUAUUUGUAGAUAGAUUUUAAUAUUAUACUGUGUCAAUUAUUAUAUAAAUAUUCUAAGUAUAUUGUUUUAAAUGUUUCCACAAAGAAAAACGACUCUGAGCAAAGUUAAAAAAAAUUACUACAUUACAGUCAUUUUUUUUUUUGAUCACAAAGUUUGACUUAUAGAUUAUAAUAAAUCUUCUGUUAUAUUCGUAUGCACUUCGUGCAUCGCGUCUAACAAUUUAAGCUACCUAUCGUAUACAAAUAACGUAAAAAAAAUCGCAAAAUUAAAAAGUCAAUAAAAUCCUCAAAAAUGUCAUAGAUUUUUUCUACUUUUUAUCUCGUCUAUAAAAAGCAAAUAUAAUUUCUCUGUUCAAAUUUCAAGUCUCUACGAUUAUAUUAACAAAAUAACACAGUUUAAAAUAGUAAAAUUCCUCGUAAAUAUGCAUGUUUUUCCUACGUUUUUUCCCGUUUUUCACAAUUAUAAUAAAAAACCACUUAGGAAAUCAAAAAAAUGAUUCCUUCAAUAUAUCAAGUGAAGACAAUUUCCUUUCAGAAAAGGUGCUACACCUGAUACCUUGGAGGAAGAUUUCAAACAAAAACGUGACUCACAGUUAAAUAGAUUUAAUAAAAAAUAAACAUCAUUGCAAAACCUAAUACAUUUCUGCCUACGCUCCGAAUCUAAAAAAUUCCUCUAUAACACUACCUUUUAUUUUUUUUUACCACAAAAUACAACUUAAAAUGAACCUUCUAUUAAUCCUUCCAGCAUUUUUGUAAGGUCAAUUAAUUAUAACCACAAGUAUACAUAGUAUCAACCUAGUAAAUUUACGUACACUUGUAAAUAUAGAAUUCCUUUAAAUAGAACAAAAAUAUUUCCGGAAGAUUUUAAAAAUCUCUCAUUUCUUGAAAUGUAAAAUAUAACUUUUCUGUCAAAAUGUUAGUUUCUAUGAGUAUUUUUAACUGAAUUACAACAGAAAAACAAUGAUAAAGAUUAUUUUCGUAUAUUUUUGCCGUUUUUUCUUUUUAUACAUUUAUUUUUAAUACGGUUACUGAAACUCACUAAGAGGAACUUAUGCUAAAUUUUUAAGAAAACUACACAGAAAUUAAAAAACCAACUUACUUACUCACUAACUAGAUUAAAAAUUGUAACUUCGUACAUUGGUUAGUAUUUAUUUUACAUCGUUUUAUGGAUUUUUCAAUUGUUAUGAAAACUGCUUUAAAAAUCAAAAAAAUAACUUACCACACCUCAAAUAGAUUUCAAAAGCAAUAAUAAAAAAGUGAUUUUUUUAUUUUUUGAUUGAAUCAAGAUUUCUAGUAAAAAAGUAGCUCACAAAAAAAAAUAAAAAAAGAAUAGAUCCCUCGAUCCGCUCCGAAUCUAAAAUUGCACUUUAAAAACAUUAGUGCCCAUAUCAACAAUUUUGGAGAGAAUUUAUUAAAAGUUAGAUAAGAUGUUUGAACAAAAUAUACUAACUGUUUGUAAAAAUUGAAUGUUUAUUCAAAAUGGUUUUGAAUAACCACUAUAAUACAAUAUAUUUCACCGAUUAUAGGCAAACUUACGAGGUAUUAACAUUGCUUUUAGGCGAUUUUUAAAAUACAAGAUAAAAUCUUUACAAAAAUGCAUUUAGAUAAUUUGUUAAAAAUCAACAUUUUAUUAGGGAUGGUAUACAAGGACCUCCCGGAUACCCGGGAUCUCAAGGAAAACCCGGUAACGAAGGAUUUCCUGGAAUUCCUGGAGAGAAGGUAAAUACUAUUCAAAGAAACAUUUCAUUAUUUUUGACUUGUCUUAUUUUUAUGCAAAAUAUACGUAUAACCUUAUCAAAAUAUAAUAUUAGUAGCAGGGUUUAAAUAUUUAUACUUUUUGUUAUUUUGACUGAUAGUUUACUAAUUAAAAAUUCGGUUCAUAAUGUCUGUGUUUGAAAUUUCAAAACAUCUGAAUUUUAUUUUGCAUGUAUUUCCGAUUUUCCGUAAAUUUGGCUUAUUAUGUUUUAAAAAUAUAUUUAGCGAAUGGCCUUUUGUAUAACACAAUUAAAAUACCAUAAUAAUCUAAAUCCGAAUUAGAUUAUUCGUAUUUUAUGCAUUUAAUAUUUUUGAGUGCAUUAACAUCCAAUCUCUUAUUCCUUAAUUAUUAGUAGUUAUAAUUUAUAACCUUAAUGUUUCAAUACUCGUAAUAUGGAAAUGUACUAUACCUUUACUGAAUUUAUUCAACAGGGUUAUAUAUUUGAUUAAUGAUUAUAUCCCCCUAGCUUUUAGUUUUUCGUUAUCUGUUCUGUAGUAAAUGGCUACGAUUCUUGUAUAGUGAUAUCGAUUUAAUUAAAUGAUAUUAUAAUUAAAUAAUAUAUUUUAUAUAUUUAGGGCGAUAGAGGAUUCCCUGGUGCUGAAGGAAGAUCGGGUAAAUAUAAAUAUAAUUUAGAACAAUAAUAAAUAUAAAAAAAAAAACAAAUUUUAAUGAUAAAAUACAUCUGAAAACAAAUUUAUAUCUAUUCAACACGUCCGCUCUUGUUCGAAAAAUAAUUCAGUACCUAGCUUUUAGUAUAAACAUAUUUUAUUAUUUAUAAUAGAAAAUGUUAUAAAGUAAUAGCUAGUAAAAAUCUUAAAAUUAUAUUUCUUGCUUAAAAUAAAAUGGUUUCACAAAAACUAAAACUCACAUCAUUGUGAAAUGUAUUUUUCUUUACCCCGGUCCACUUAAAAUAUUAAAUUAUGACAAAUAUGUAUUUAUAUUAAUCUACAGGAACACCGGGACUGAAUGGAGUCAAAGGCGACAAAGGAUUAAGUAUAAUAGGAGAGCCAGGAUUAAAAGGAGAACAUGGGUACCUAUUUAUUUUAGACAUAGUAUUAGUGACAUUUUAUGAUUUCAAAAAGAAACCAUUAUGAUUCGUAUAAUUUGUUUACAGUUUAAAAGGAAAUAAAGGAGAGCACGGGAUAACUGGUCCUAAAGGAUUUCCCGGUUAGUAAACAUUAUCAGAUAUUUCUAGUAUUUAAAUAUUUACUACGAUAGAUAUAAAUAAACAAUGAUUUAUUAUAUAUACGGAUUUUAAUGAACAAAAUCUCACAAUAAAUACGAUGUAAAUAAAUAUACAAAAUAAUAGUAUUGGUGUACAUACUGUACAUGUAAAAAUAGCUUAUAGUUUAAUUAUUUAUGAUACUAUACCGGUUUCAAAAAAAAUGUAUAAGUUUGUACACAUAAAUUUUCGUUGAAAAAAGAAUAAAAUAGUAUGAUAUUUUAUGAACAAUAAUAAUUAUUUACUAACAUGUAUUAUAUUCCUGUAGGUGUUUGUAAUCAUACCAUUCCGGGCCAACCUGAACGAGGCCAACCAGGAAGUCAAGGAGAAAAAGGUGAACCUGGUGUACCAGGAUAUAAUGGUGAGUAAACGAUUCAAUAAUUUUAAUUCCGUAAUUUCCUCUUUUUUUUUUCCUAACCUAUUAUUUUUAAUUAAUAGGUGCACCUGGUGACAAGGGAGAUACUGGACCAACUGUAAGUAUUCUUUUUUUUAUGUAUAAUUAGGUAUCUAUCCUAAAUGAUUUCAAUAUAAUAAUAUAAGUCAUUAUUUAUGAUUUAUUUAAUUAGCUACAAAAUAACUAUUAAUAUUUAAAACUGUAAAACACGUUUUAGAAAAUAUAUACCAUCCUCGAUAUUAAUAAUAACUAAAAAAAAAAAAAAAAAAUGGUUAGUAUGUAUCUUUUUUUAUUUUUUUUACUCAGUAAUCAAUUUUUUACAUGAAAUUGUACUCUGAUUUUCAUGUAUAGCACUUUUUCCGAAAGGAAAUUUAACUGAAGUGAUACUUGGAAGUUUGUUUUGAUUUUCUCAAAUGUCUUCAUAAAAAUUGAAUAUACGUAGGAAAACUGUGAAAUUUACGAAAUUAAUAAUUUUUUCAACUUUUUGUUUUGAUUGGGUAAAAAAUAUUUUUAGAAAUUUAAAGUUUGGGCAGAAAACUUACAUUUGUCUUUUCUAGACGUAGUAAAAUUAACAAACAUUGGAGUGAUUUUUGGGCUAUACAUAAACAUUUAAAUUUUACAGAAUUGUUUUUAUUUAAUUUUUUUUUGAUAGAUACUCUGUAGAUAAAAUUGUUAGACCAAAUAAAACGGUUAGAAAAUGUAACAGAAGAUUCAAUAUAAGUCGUACUUUAUGGUAAAGAAAAAUAGAAAUAAAAUUGUGUGCUUUGUAGAAUUAUGUUUUUAUUAAAGUUAUUUUGUUUUUAAAAAGUUAUAUAGAUAUUUUGUGAUGUAUUACCAUUAUCACUAUUCACUAUUAUGUAUUACAUCCAAGUUCAAAUGAUUAUUAUAUUUAUAUGUAUUAUAUUAUAAUUAUAUUACUAUAGUAUGGAAUUUAUAUUGAUGACAAAACAAUACUUUUAACAGAACUCCACUCAAAAUCGUUUUUUUUUGUUUGCAACGGUUAUUCGUUGCUUACAGAUAUACAUUAAAUUUUCCCUCUAUCUUCCUAACUUCUCGCCUACAAUAGUGGCUCACCCAUCAUGCAAAGUAUAUCAGUCCUUUUUCAUAAUUUUUUUUUUAUAUUUAACCUCAAAAUCUGUUUUUCCUCAUUUUCUUGAAUAUUUAUGAGAAUUUCAAUAAAUGACCUUUUUAAAGUACCAACAAAAGCCAAAAUGCAACAAAAUUGUCAUAUUUUGUUUGAAGAAAGAUUUAAGAAUAAAAGUUAUUAUUUACAGUAAAAAAAAAAAUACGUACCACAGUAAAACCAAUAGAUUCUAACUUCACUCAGAAUCUUAAAAUAACUAGACAUAAAAAGAAUGGGAAUUUAACAAAUGUAAUCUAUACACUGUCAUGAUAAAACACUUUUACCUUUAUAGAAAAACAUAAUUAUUUAGUAAAAUUACUUAAUUAAUCAUUAUUUUAAAUUAGAGAUUGAAAUAUAAAAAAUACAACCAACUAAUUUAUUAAUAAAAGUCCUUUUCUUUUUAACUAUAAAAUAAAAUGCAUGUUUAAUUAUUAUUGUAAGUCUUACUAAUAUUAUUACCUAUUGUUUAUACAUAUUAUAAUAUUAUUAUUAAUUAUUUACUUUUUCUCACUCAGAUAUCUCAUCAUUAACUGAAAUUAGGUUCCUUACUCCCAUGAUAAGUAUCGCUUACAGGGAGUUGGUAUUAACAUAUAUAUUUAAUAUUGUAUAUAUGUUUAUUUUAUAUUAUUAAAUGUUGAUUUUAAUGUUAAUAGGGUCCCACAGGAACGCAAGGACCAAGAGGACCACCUGGUGAGUAAUCAAUAUAUAUUUUAAUCUUUUAACAUAGGUAAUUCUAAUCUACUUUGUGAAUUGUACAUUUAAAUAUUUAUAAAAUAAACUCUAAAAAUAAUAACAGAAUAACAAACUCAUAAUAUCAUUGUUCUCGAACAUUUUUUUUUUAAUUUUCUUUAUACCUCAUCACAAUGAAAUGAUUUUCUCUAAUCACAAUUCAAUUGCUUUAGGUCCUGUUGGCCCGAGAGGAUUACCAGGUAUCCGUGGCGAUAAAGGAUCUCCAGGAGCUAUGGGUUAGUAUUUGUGCGUUUAAAAUAACAAUAAUAUUAUGCAUUUUUUACUAAAGAAAAAAUAUUGUGAAUUACCAAGUUCAUAUUGAAAAUACAUCCACACCGUUAAAUGUUUAAUUUUAUUUAGUUUAAUAGAAAACGAUUUUUUACCUGGAAAAAAAAGGACGGACAUAUAUCGCAUGUUGAAGCAGCGACUAUUAAAGGUAGAAAGUUGGGAAGGUAGGAUACAGAUGGGAAUUUAUUGUAUAUCUAUAAACAACCGUUGUUAGCAAAAAUCGAUUCUGUUGCGGUGUUCUGUUGAUAGUGUUGCUUUGUCAACAAUAUAUUAUAAGUCAUCUUAUAGUAAAAUGAUUACGAUGUGCGUUUUCAUUACAAGAAUGAUUGUUUAAAAAAUAUUAAAAUACCAAAAAAUUCAAUAAUAGCAAUAAUUAAUAAAAACGGUUGCCAAUGAUAACGCUAUUUUAAAUUUUUCAAUCUUUUCUAACCUAAAGAACCGAGUUUUCCUCAUUAUCUCUAAUAUUAUUGCACAUUUCAAAAAUAACCUUUCUAAAUUAACCCUCAGAGAACAGCAUCUUUGAGAAAAGAUGAUAAACUUGAUAAUUUAAGCAAGUUUUCUGGUAGAAAAAAUGUUCACAUAAAAAAAAAAUACACAUCAUUGUAAAACUAAUACAUUUUUCUCUAAACUGAGAAUCUAAAAUACAAGUAUAUAUUAUACGUACAAAUACAGAUUGUUUUUAAAAUGCACACAGUUUUUUUUUUGUUUGAUUGACACAUAUUUACUACCAAAUAUCUCCGUAGUCAAAGCCAGUAUUUUCAUUGACUAAACGAAUCAAACGGUAAAAUAAGAACUUAAAGCUGUAAUUAGUAGUAGUGGGAGGUUCACCAAAGGGUGUUCAAUUUCUUAGGUAAAUUUUAGACACUGUUCAGUAAAUAUGUACCAGCAGAGUAGGGGAAUCAAUAUUACUAAACCUGAUUUAUAUACAUAUUUAGUUAUUUGUCAGACUUCGAUCUAAAAACGUUUGUUCAUUUUCCCUGGGAAAACUAUUAUUCGACUACGCGAGUUAAUUAGGCCCAUAGUCUAUACGUGUUAUUAUUGUUGUAAGUUUCUAUCUAUAAAUUAAUAUUACUUUUACACGUCGAUCGGAACCGGUUUUUAUAGUUCAUAAAUAGCUUUAUCAUGUUGUACAUUUGAUUUAUUGAAUACACCAUGUCUAUAAGCAGCAGUUGAUCUACCAAUAUUACAAAAGUGUUCUCUUAAUAAAUAUAUGAAUAUCACAUGAAUGUGACGCUGUUAAUACGUGAGAUUUAUGAAUUUACUUUAAUUCAUAUUGCACUAUUGUUAUUUGUUAAAUCUUGUUUUUGUCUAUAAUUUGUUUACGUCAUAUUAAUUUUCCGCUCUUAUUGUUAACAUUUAUGUAAGAAAUAUUUAACAUGUUCAAAUAAAUGUAUAACCCAGGGCCUCCACGUGAGUUAUCUCAGUGUGGUCCAGUAAUCUGUUAAACGAUUUUUAGUUAAAAUAAAAUAAGUUUACUUAGGAAUGGCAUUAUUAUAGAAUCAUUAUUCAAUGCCAGCGCUCUGAUAGACUGUUCAGACAAAAAAAUUGACUACUUUACGCGUGUAAUCCUACAAAGAUUAUCUAUGGCGACAUUAAAAUAUAUAAUUUAAGAGAGAGCAGUAUUUACUUGAUGAUACUAUCACUAUUAUGAUUGUGUUAUUGUAUGUAUUACAUACACACAUUAUUUGGUAAAUACAUUGUAAAGUUUUAGUUACUUUAUCGACUAUUUUCAGGUUUCCCCGGUGAUGAUGGGCAAAUUGGAGAAAGAGGAUAUCCGGGAGCACCCGCAGCGAAAGGUAAUGGUUUUCUAAUUUAUUAGAAAUACGAAAUAAAAACACGCCUCUUAAUUUAUUAAUACAACAAAUAUCCAAUAAUGAAAAUUAAAUUAAUUAAAUGUAAAUAAUUAAACAAUAAAUGCUUUUAUAACUGUAAUUUUUAUAUUCAAAUAUAUUUAUGUAAAAAUAUAAUACAUUUCAGGCGCAAAGGGCGAGCCAGGUAUCUCUGCUGUCGGACCAAAAGGUUCGGAAGGGUAUCCCGGCCAACGUGGUGAAAAAGGUAAUAUUAUACUCAUUUUUUAAUAAUUUCAAUACAUGCAUAUUUGUUUUGUAUUUAACUAACUACUACCUAUUCGUUAAAAUUAUAAAUAAAUAAGUACUAAAAGUAUAAUUAAUAAUGAUUAUAAAUACAUAUUUUUUUUAUACUGAACAUUAUUGUCCGUUAUCCCUUAAUUUAUUAAUAUUUUAUUUAAUAUAUAUUUUUAUUUUGAACAGGAAUUCAAGGACCGUAUGGAAAACCUGGACUUUCGGGUGAACCAGGUAAUUAAAAUAAUAUAUAUAAAUAUAGUAUUUAUAAAUAACACUGUUUUGUUUUAUAAAUACAAAAUUCUGGCUACAUUUCUUUGUGUUUAAUUUUUGAAAAAAAAAAAUAUAUUAUUUGUACACAGUACAAAAGGCGUAUGUAUAUUAUAUGUAUGACAUCGAAAAAAUUUUAUUCGGCAUAUGGGAAAAUGUUCGUAAAUAGAAAAAUUUAUAUACACAUUUUUUUUAAGUUGGAAUCUACUACAAUUUUUUGCUAUCGUAAAUUUAUUGAAUUGAGUAUAGUUAAAUAUUUAUUUUUAAAUCUGAAAUACUAAAUUUUUUUAACAGAAUAAUUUAGUUAACACAACAAAAGGUUUUUAUUUUUUACUAACCUUUUUUUUAUAAUACUACAAUCACCAUUUAGAUGUUAUCUAGCUGUUAAAAUAAAACAAAUUAAAGUUAGACCAGUAUAAAACGUGUAAUAAUAAUAAAUUUAUAUUGAUGUAUAUAGACAAUUAUAUGACAAUACAUUUUUUGGUUUUAGGAACACCUGGACAACCAGGAGAAAAGGGAGAUCAAGGUAAUUUUAUAUUAUAUAAGGAUAAUAAAUGUUUUUAAACUACCAUAUUAUUACGAGUAUAUCUAUACUAUUCCUAAUAAUUUUACCUGAUUGUUAAAUAAUAUGGUUGCAUUUAAGGUGAACCCGGUUUACAAGGAUUAUCUGGACAACCCGGAAGUAAAGGAGAACCUGGUAUGUACUGCAAUUUAGACAAUUUUUUCAAAACGUUUUGAUUAUUUUAUUGUUUAUAGGCCCUGUUGGACCUAGUGGACUACCCGGAUUUGAUGGUAAACCUGGACCUGAUGGACCUAAAGGUUAGAUGAUAAGAAAAUAAGAAAAAAGUUUUUGAAAAAUAAGUAUUUUUUUCUAAUAUUAAUUUGUCUUUAUUAGGUGAGCCUGGAUUAAUUGGCGAACCGGGAAGAGAAGGACUUCAAGGGUUCCCCGGACCAAAAGGUAAAACAGUUCAAUAUGUACGUAAUAUAAGUACAUUUAUACAUAAAAAGAACAGUGGAAAUUAAAGAAACCAGUUUAAAUCGGUUAAAAGUUAAUCAUAUAUAGUGAUUUGUAUAAAUAGAUACUACUAAAUUCUAAAAUUAUAUAAUACAUUAAUAUAUUUGUAUUUUAUUGGCAUUUGAUCAUCGACUAAUAAUCAAACUCGUAUUAUUCUAGGUGAUGAUGGUUCCCCUGGUCUGGACGGUCCCAAAGGAUUCCCAGGUUACAGAGGUUCCCCAGGUAAAUAUAAUAAAUAUACUACGUAUUUAAAAUAUAUUGUUUAUUGACUUAUUUAUUUUUAAUCAUUACAUAUAUAUUGGAUUUCAAAUUUUCAAAUGUUAUAAUAUCUUAUUCUAAUUAUUUCUUAUGAUUCAAUCCAUUUUCAAUACCUAUACAAUUUGCAUAAUUAAAAUAAAUACUUAAUUGAUUUAGGUGCACCUGGAAGUCCUGGAAUCGAUGGAUUACCAGGUAAAAAUAAUUAAUUAAUUAAUUUCUGCAGUUUAUAAUAUUGUAUAAUUAAUUAUAAUUUGAUUUUAUUUAUUUAUUUAUUUCAAUGUAACUUUAACAAAUUCUAUUUAAAUAUCCGUAGGAGAAAAAGGUGACAAGGGAGAUAUUGGUUUACCCGGACAAGCUGGAUUACCGGGAAUAGACGGUUUAACAGGGGCUCGAGGAUUGAAAGGUAUUUUUUUUUUUUUUUUUGAAAUAGGAAAUUACAUUAAACAUAUUUUUAUAUUUCUUUACCAUUUAUUAAUACGCUGAACCAAUUACUGGUAUACCUAUGUUAUUAUUUUAAAUGGAAUUUAUUUUAUUUUUGCUACUCCGUAUAUUAGAAUUAAAAAUCUAAAAUAUUAAAAUGUUCUUAUAACUUCUAAAAAAAAUAUAUUUUGCACGAUGAGUGGGCCACUCUUGUAGAUAAGAAAUUGUAAAGGUAGGAUAUAGAGAGAAAUUUGAUACAUAUAUAUGUACGCAACGAUCAAUCAUUAUUAACGAAAAUAAAUUCUGAACGGGGUUCAAUUAAACAUGUUUUAAAUGACCAUACAAUUUACGAUUCUAAUUAAAAUUUGGUAUUCAAAUUCUCAUAAAAAAAAAAAUUAUACUCGAUCUUUAUUAUUUUAUUUUACCACAAUGUACAACUUAUAAAGAACUUACUGUUCAAUUUUCAUGCGGUUCUCUUUGGUCUAACAAACUCAUUAAACUUAUUUUAUUCCGGUUUUGCACAUUUCUUAUAAAAAAACCAUUAGAAAAUUAAAAACUGACUUGCUCGAGUCACCGCCCAGGUGAAGUUUAAUUUCAGAAAAGGUGCUACACUUACAAAUCAAAUCAAGAUUCCUGGUAGAAAAGUUGUUUAAGUUGUUUAAAAAAAAAAAAACAAUAUACACCAUUUUAAUAUCAAUACAUUCUUUGCUUCGCUUAGAAUCUAAAUAACGUAACCAUAGAGAUUAAAUUACAGUAAUUCAAACUUCAAACUUAAUACAAGAAAAUGUAAACUUAUUAUCUUUUUUUUUCCAUAAAGUUUCCACAGUUUUUCGGGGCAUUUUAAAUAAUAUACUUACUAUUUUAAUAUUAAUAGUCUCCAAUUUUGUUCAACAUUUAGUAAUAAUCAAUCAUUGUAGCAACAACGAAUAAUUUAUUGGAGCUUAAUACAUUCCAUUGGUUUAAUAAAAGGAAAAUCUGUAACACUGUUUAUAACACUUAUAUUUUUAUAACAAUGUUUAUCGUACAUUUUAGGUGACAAAGGUGAAAUAGGUUUCCCCGGGCCUCCUGGUUCAAAUGGUCCACGUGGCUUACCAGGACCUAAAGGAGAUCGAGGUCUUUCAGGAUUACCGGUAUGCUUGUAUUAUUAUUUUUUUUUAUGCCAACAUAUUUUUUUAAUCUAUUGUGUUAUUUAUUAAUAGAAUAAUAUAGUAUUAUCGUAGAGACAAAGUAUAUUGCCAAACUUGUCAUGAUAUAUGUAUAAAUUGAAUACGUAUACACAUUUUUCAUGCUAUCUUAAUAAAUUAUAGGGAUUAAAAGGAGACGCCGGCCCAGUUUCAGAAAAGGGACAAAAGGGAGAGCCUGGUGAAUCAGGUCUUAGAGGACCUCAAGGACCACCAGGAAUUGAUGGUAUGCAUAUAAAAUUAAUAUAAUUAUUUAAAAAAAGGAUACAUUUUAAAAUAUUUCGCAUAAUUUUACCAAAUAUAAUAUUGAUAAGAUUUUUUAAGUAAACUGUGUAUGUAUACAUUCCAUAUUAUACUAUAUUAAUUUAAUUUGUAUAUAAUUAUACAAAUAAAACAUAAGUUGGUCAAAUGAUUACCUACAUUUUUUCGGUAAAAAUAAAUUGAAAAAGCUAAAAAUAAAUAAUACAAAUUACAUAAGUCACUAGUAGAAUUUCAUUAUAUACAUUAUUGUAGAUACUAUCAAAUCAUUGACUAUUUAAAAAAAUCAUAUUAUAUACUCGUGCAGAUGUAUUUUUAUUUUUUAUUGAAUUUUCUCUGAAAAUAAAGACUAUUGCACUGAAUUGUGUUUGUUAAAUAUGUAUACUCCCCCCCCCCAUGUAAAUUUUGGUUAAUUUUAUUGACUCCUUCUGGACCAAAUAAAUUCAAACUUAGGAAUUUGAAUUGUUUUACUGAUGGAUUAAUGUGAUUUUAAAGAAACGUGUUUUUUUUAGCUUAUUAAACACCUACAAACUCCCAAAUGAAGUCAGGGGGAUGAAAUCUUGUGUAUGCCUGAUUUAAGUAUCAAGGGUAUUCCCUUUAGGAGUUUACUGCAUCGGAGACGAUUUUCUUCAUUAAAACUGGACUAUAGAAUAGGAUAUACAUAAUAUUAUCACUCGUAUUUUAUAUUUAUAAAUCAAAUAUUACUAAUUAUUAUACUAUAAAAUCUUAUUUCAGGUUUGAACGGGGAAAAAGGAGAUGCUGGAUUCCCAGGUAUUGGAUUAAUAGGUCGAAAAGGAGAUAAGGUAAGUUCAAAUAUUUUAUUUUAUUUAAUUAAAUCUAUUAGAAUUAUUAUUGAUUAUAUUUUUCACUAUACUAUUUCGGUACCUAAAUAAUGAAAUUUUAAUGAAUAAUUUAUAAAAUAAAGAUACAAAGAAAUUAAAAAAAAAAAAUAAUCUCAACUUUAUCUUGAAUUUCGUCUUGGUUCAAUAUGCCAAUUUUUAUAAAAAGAAUCACUAUUAAAUAAAUAGCGUAUUCGUCCAAUUAUAAAUCGAUUACCUUGUAUUAUUAAUAUACCCGAUUGUUUUAGAUUCGGAGCGUAGCAAGAGAUUUAUUGGUUUUAUUAUGUAUGGUUAUUUUUUUUCCUGUCCUGUCCAAUAUAUGGAAUUGAGUACCUAAUUUUUUAAAAGAAAUUUUAUCUGGUUACUUCAUUGAACAGGUCAUUUGUUGUUUUUCGAAAUAAUGGGGAAAAACUAAAAUUAUAGGUAAAUCAACAAAUAUUUUUGGCACGUCUCGGCGUUAUCGAUUUUAUUGUAUUUAUCUUAUAAACUUAUGUUUUUUAUUAGAAAUAUUGCUUAAACGAAAAAUGACCGAGAUCAAUUUUGUACUAUUAUUUCAUAUACACAGACAAAGGAAGUCGUUUUUAUUUGUAUAAUAAUAAAUACGUAAUAAAAAUAGACGAAAAAUACGAUUUUUUCAAAUUACGGAACAAGGAUUUCAUUAUUUUAAAUUUGUACGGAUUAAGUCUUCUACCGUAAAUAUUUUAAAUAGAAAAGCAACUAGAUACUAUUUUGUUAGAAUUUUAUUCUUGUUGAUGUAUAAGAAAGUAAUUUUCUGAAUUUCUCUGUAGUUUUAUUAAUAAUAAGGGAAAAUCGGAAAAGACUUAAAAUGAAAACUGACUAAUUUACGUUACGAUUUCAUUAUUUAAAAUGUGUAUGCUUUCCGUGUUCUACCAGAAAUAUUGCACCAUUAGAAAAACAAUAAGAGAUCUUUUUUAUUCAAUUUAUAAUCAUUUUAGUAAUCAAGAAAGAAGUUUUUUGUUUUAUAAGUUUUAAAAUCAAUUUUAGACAGAUAUCGUAAAUAUUACGGCCUUUCAAAACUUGUGUAACCAAACAUUGCUCUGAAUCUUUUUCCGUUCUCUUUUUGGUCAAUAGUUGAUUACAGGUAUAAAUUAAAUAACUUUUUGUAUCCCAGCUUCCCAAUAACAGAUCUAAAACAGUGAUCACAUCAGUAUUCAAUAUCAGAUUUUUUUUCCUUGAUUACACAAAUAUCUUAUACAUAAAGUCUCGUUUUUUUAAACGAAUAAUAUUUUCCCGAUUAAUUUUUUAGGGUGAAUCUGGUUCACCUGGAUUUGAUGGACAACCCGGAAUCGAUGGUGAAAAAGGUUUCCCUGGAGUUGCUGGAGUUCAAGGAAUGAAAGGUGACACGGUAAGUGAAUUAUAAUAUUACAUUUAUAUUUUAUAGUUAAAAUUUCUGUUCAAUAAUAAUUAUCUGGAAUUGUUUUCCUUUUAAAAUCAUUCUUUAGAUUAUAAAUUCAUAAACAAACCCUUUAAUAAUAAUAAUAAUUAUUAUUAUUAUUUUAUUUACGGAAAUUAAUUUCCAAUUUCAAAAUAAAGAAUUUAUAGUUUAAAGUAACAGUUUUUUCUGAACAUGGUGAAUGAAAUAAUCUAUUAAUACUAAAUAAUAAAAUUAAGUUGAACAUUUAAAUUAUCAUGCAAAAUAAACUAUUUGCUAUAAAUUAAUACAAGGAUUAAUAUACUGAGUUAUAAACCAUGAAAGUAAUGGAUCGUUAAAACCAAAUGAUUUAAGUUUGGUUAAUAAAAGAGAAUGAUUAACUCUAUCAAACGAUUUUUCAAAGUCCAUAUAGAUUACAUCAGUUUGAGUUUGUAUAAAAUGAAUUGUUUACAAAUUUUUUGGUUGGUUAAUGAAGAUCGCCCUGGACGAAAACUAUGUUUUUCGUUUGAAACUAUACGUUUACAUAAUGAAAAUAAUUGAUUGUUCACCAAUUUAAAGAAUAUCCUUAGAAAUAUUUAAAUUUGCAAAAUUGGCCAGUAGUUUAUAACAAAUGACUUAUUUCCUUUUUUAUAGGUCGGUGAUAAAAUUAAAAAUUUCUAUAUUUUAGGAAAAAUAACCGUUUUUAAAGAUUUGUUAAAUAAAAAUUCCAUAAUAAGUGACGAUAAUAAUAAAUGAAUAUUCUUUUAGAAAUUUUGGGGGUAUGCCAUUAGUCCUGUUGAUUGUUUUAAAUUAAUAGACCAAAUUUCGUUGAAAAAAUCCAUUAUAGAUAUAUGUAUGGAGUCAAAGCAAAAUAAAGAGUUAUAAAAUUCGUAUAUAUUAUUAGUGUUUUUGAUUAUUAAUGGGUUCGAUUUAAAGUAAAUUAACAAUUCCUAAUCCAGAGGUAGAUUUUUAACAAAUUAGGACACAGAUGCAGGUAAUUAAUUAUUUGAUUUGUAUGAAUUAUAGAAAUUGCAAAAUUUUUAAGAUUAAUUUUGACUGGGUUUUGUGUGCAAUUAAAAUAUUUUUUAUAAUCACCGCAUCAAAUUAUUUUAUAAUGACUUCGAAGAUCAGAAAAACUUACGUAUGGUUUAGGCAUUUUUAAAAUUUAAGAUAUAUUAUGAGAAUUUUGUUUUUUCAAGUAUAUCUACCUUCUUUCACAGUAGUUUAUUAUCCUAUGAUUAUGUAGAAAUAGUUUUAGCUAUGUUAUCAAAUUUCUUAUUUAGUUUAUUAAGAUUAUUAUUCGUGUUAUUAACAGUAGAUAUUAUUUUACCUAGGGACUUAUUUAAUUCCUUCAGCGAAGCUUUUAUAGCAUCCUUAACUAUUAGUGUUUAUAAUGACGUAAAAAAUGUUAAUUUAGUGUAUAAAGAUAAGAAAACUAGCACACACAACUAUCAGAAUACAACUGACUUAUACUUGUAUACGUAAAUGUAAAGAUAUUAAAUUGAAUUUCACGAUGUUUUUUCCAUGACAGGGACUUCGUGGCGUACCUGGAACUCCAGGAAUGCCAGGAAUGGAUGGACAAACUGGACCGGAAGGAAGUUUGGGGUAUAUUAAAAAUUAUAUUAUAAUAUAUGAAAAUUAAAUACACAGUAUUUGUUGCUUUGAAUGUAAUUGAAAAAUAUAAAGAUCAACUAAAAAACAUAAUAGUUUUUUAAUGUAUUUAUUGUAAACUAUAAUGGGGUUAUAAUUGAUUUUAGUUAUCCUGGAACUCCUGGAUCUAAAGGAGAAAAAGGUGAUUCUGGAUACCCAGGAAUUCCGGGAUUAGACGGAAUUAAAGGAGAACGAGGGUUACCUGGUGAGAUAUAUUGUGUUAAUAUUAUAUGAUUUAUUAUUAUCUCAUUAAGCUGUAAAAUAACAGCAUGAAAUUGAAAUAAUUCUAUUUAAAUUUUAGGAGUGUCUGGGCCUGUUGGAUUCCCCGGAAUAUCCGGAGAUAAAGGUAUAUAUUGUGCUAUAAAAUUAACAAUGUAUUUUGUUUUUUAAAUUAUAGAAUAAUCAAACUUGCAAAAACCUAUAUAAUAUAUUUAAUUUUAUAAUCAAGGUGAACGAGGAUUGCCAGGACCUGUAGUGGACAUUAAAGGUGAUAAGGGAGAGCCCGGACCUCCUGGUUAUGAUGGAUUACCUGGUCCGGCCGGACCCACUGGUAAGAAAUUACUAAUUCUUUUUAAAUUAUUGGGUACCAUAUAUUAACUAUUAUUUGAAUUAAAAUAUUAUAUUUUGAACAAAUUGUUUAACAUUUAUAUUAAAUUCUGUAAACUAUUUAGGUCUUGAUGGAAUACCUGGCCAACCCGGUGAAAAGGGUGACCAAGGAGAGCCCGGCCUAAUAGGUUUUCCUGGACCCAUAGGUCCUAGAGGCGAAAAAGGUAAUGUCAUUCGAAAAUAUAAUAUUCUACAAAAACACAAAAUUUAUGACUGGGUAAUUAUUUGUUUUUUUUCGAAUAUUAUUUUAGGUGAUUUUGGACCACAAGGAUUACCUGGUGUCCCCGGAUUAACGAUCAAGGGAGAAAAAGGAUUACAAGGUAAACAUAUACGAUCGGUACUAAAAAAUAAAAACAAUGUAUUUUAUAUAAUUUUAUUAAUUUGGAUUUUUUUUUUUUUAAUAUAGGAUUGCCAGGUAAACAUGGUAGAGACGGAAGAGAUGGUUUUCCGGGAGAUAAAGGUAAAUACAAAUGGACCUUAUAAUAUAAUUAUAAAACUUACCUGUAACAAAUGAUUUUAAGGACAUAUUAUUCAAUACAAAUGUACCCAAAUGAAGUCAUAACAUAUAUUGCAAUUUUGACUGGUCUUAAUUACUAAAAACGUAUCUAUAGCAUAGACAAUUUUGAAGUUUAUUUUUAUAUCAGAUCAUCACUUUAUAUUUUAUUAAAUAACCUAUUUGACAAAAUAUUAAAUGCAAAAUAAACAUAACUUUCAUAAACGUCCUUCUUAUUUGAUUUGCAAAAUACUUAUAUUAUAAAUAAUUAUAUUUUAGGUGAUAAAGGAGAAGCAGGUUUACCAGGACUUCCGGGCCCAACUGGACCAGUUGGGGUACGUAUAUAAAUUAUACCAUAUUAUUUUUAACUAUUAUAACAUGUUUUAUAUUAAACGUAAGGAUUAUGUUUAAGACAUCAAUUAUUUUUGUCCAGGUGUUGGACUGAAAAAAACAAAUAUUAAUUUAGUUAUAUGAGUUAAUCAAAGUUGUAAUGAUUUAUUAAUAUUUUCAGUUACAAGGUCUUCCUGGUGAUAUUGGAGAAAUUGGACCUCCAGGUAUUUAACGCUAUUUUAUAGAAGUAUACAUUUAAUUAUUUUAAAAUAAUUAUAUUCCUUCACAUCAUAAAUUACAUUUAAUUAUUAUGCUUAACAUAUAUUCAAAUUUUUACUACAUAUUUUAAUUUAAAAUUAAAAUUAUAUAUAUAUAUAUAUAUAUAUAUAUACACUUAUAAGUCACUUCAUUUUUUUAUCAUUUUUCGUAGACUGCUUUUUUGAUUAUGAAUUACUACAACAUAAUUUUUUUUUAGUAUAGCGUUAUUGUAUUUUAAAAAUAAAUAUUCACUAAGAAGUACCUAUGAUAAACGUUUAGUUAUUUAAAUUAUAUGCAUAUAUAUUGUAUACAUAAGAAACUUAAAGAAAAUAUGUUUUUCGAAAAUUAUUGGUUGUCUUCCCAAAUAUUGUAAAGUUGAUACAAAUUAAUUUAAAAAAAUUCAAUACAUAACUUAUAUACGUGGAGUAAUUAUUUUAAAAUAAUUCCUUAUCAAUUGUCAGGAAUCAAAAAUAUAUUAGUAUAUACCUAAUAAAAUAAAAAUGUAUUUUAUUUUAUCUGAAAAACUAAUUCAUAAAUCAAAUUUUCAGGUUUCCCAGGUCAACCGGGAAUUAAUGGUCUUCCUGGAACUCCUGGGUUAGAUGGGCCACCGGGAUUGACGGGUAAAUAGUAUAAACUAAAUAAUUUUCAUAUCCGUGAAAAAAUAAUACUUGAAUAUAUUUGUUUAAAUAUUAUCCGUAUUCGUCAAAAUAUGAACAACAAUUAUAAUCAACAAACUCAAUAACUAAUUUUAGGACCUAAAGGAGAACCAGGCAGCCCUGCACCAUAUAGCGAAAAAGGAGACAAGGGUGAUAUUGGUUUCCCAGGUAACUCAUUAAUAUUAUUAAUUUAUUUAACAUAAAAUACAUUAUUGGAAAUAUUUCAUAAAAUUAAAAUUAACUUUGAAAGCAUUAAAAUGAUUGUUAUUGACUACACAUUAACUAAUGUUUUUUUUUCUCAUUUUAGGAAAACCCGGUAUUCCUGGAUCCAAAGGUGACAAAGGAGAUAGAGGUUUCCCAGGUAAACAAAAAUAUUAUUACAAUAUUAACAUAAAGAUUAGACCCUAGACAAAUUUAAUAUAUGUAGUAGGCUCGUUAUUUUAAACUUCGAGUUUUUUUUUUUUUCAAAUAAAAUAGUAUUGUUGAAAAAAAAAUCUGUGUACAAAUUAUUUAAAUUGAUACGCUGUUAUACAAUUUAAAUGCUUAUACUUAUAUUUUUCUUUUAAAGGUCUUCCUGGAUCAGCUGGUUUAGAUGGCUCGCCCGGUGAAAAGGGAAUCAGUGGAUUAGAAGGAGAACCCGGUUUGUAUUUUAACAAAUUUAAAUUAGAUAUUUUGUUAAUAAUUUUAGUAUAAAAUAUUUACAACAUUUUUAAAUCGUUAUUUUUUAAUUUUAGUAUUUACGACAUAAAAUAAUACUUUUUUAUGUUUAGGUGUACCUGGAUUUAGUGGAGCUAAGGGUGAUAAAGGUGAACCCGGUUUAACACCGGCACAAGGACCCAAAGGAGAUCGAGGAUUGCCGGGUACUUUAUAUACAUUUAAUAUUACACACUAAUUCAAUUUUUUUUCUAUCAGUAGUUUUUUACUGUAUUUCAUAUAAAUAAAUAGACAUCCACCGUAUUAUAGUAUUUAGCAAUAGUUAAAACUGAUUAUUUAGUUGUAUACCAUAUUAUAUAUAUUUUUAAUAUUUUAUUGUUUUUGUUUUGUUCUUUAGGACAACCUGGCAGGCCUGGUGAAGUGGGUUCCCCUGGCUUAGAUGGUCAACCUGGUUUUAAUGGAAUAAAAGGAGAAAUGGGUAAAACACACCUUAAUACCUCAAUACUAAAUUAAUAUAAUAUACAAUUUCCUUUUCGCUCUCCUUAUUAGGUUUCCCCGGUUUGAAUGGUCCAGUUGGUCCUCCCGGUCCUGUUGGUGACAAAGGUGAACCAGGAUUAGAAGGUGUUCCUGGUAUAGAUGUAAGUGAUCCAGUUUUUGCAUUGUAAUGAUACGUGUAAACUAUGUUAUUUUUUUAAUAGAAUACAAAUAUUUAUUUUGAAAAUUCUAGAUACCAACCUGAUUACCUACUUAAUUUUAUGUAAUAUUAUAAUAUUUAUAUAUAGGGACUACCAGGUCAGCCUGGACUUGAUGGUCUCCCUGGUAAGGAAUGUGUACCACAACUAGAUUAUUCAACCGGUAUAUUGUUAGUGAGACACAGUCAAAGUUCGUCUAUACCCGAAUGUGAACCUAACCACGUCAAACUCUGGGAUGGAUUCAGUUUGUUGUACAUAGAAGGAAAUGAAAAAGCACAUAACCAAGAUUUAGGUACAUACAUUUUUUUUUUCAAAUUAAUUCCUAUUUUUAUUUGGAAUAUUUAGUAUUAAAUUGACAUUAAUACGUUUUUUCACGCACGUAAAUAUCAAAUAACUGGAAAACAUUACUCAUUAAUAUCUAAUAUCAAGCCAAACGUAUACAUUUAUUAAAUUGCUUUCAGGUUUUGCUGGCUCUUGUAUAAGAAAAUUCUCUACCAUGCCAUUCUUGUUCUGCGAUUUCAAUAACGUGUGUAACUACGCUAGCAGAAACGAUAAGUCUUAUUGGCUCAGUACCAAUGCACCGUUACCGAUGAUGCCAGUCCAAGAGUUCGAAAUUCAAAAAUACAUUUCUCGGUAAUAAUAAAAAUCAAAAGUUUAAUUAGAGUUUAAUUUACUAACGGAAUUGCAAAAUUCAAAAAUCGAAUACAAAAAUUAUGCGUAUUCUAAUAUAUUUUUUUUUUCUCUGCUAUAAAUGCAUUUAUUAAUAGAUGUGUCGUAUGUGAAGCCCCUGCGAAUGUCAUAGCUGUACAUAGUCAAGCGUUGAAAGUUCCCGAUUGUCCUAAUGGAUGGGACGGAUUAUGGAUUGGAUACAGUUUUGUUAUGGUAAGUUAACGUGUGCUCACUAUUAUUCACCGAUAGGUAAAGAAGACAUUUUUAGAUACUGAGUGGAGCGAAAAAGCUUAUAGUUAUACAAAAAUGUUUAUUUUUUUUUUUAUUUUUUAUGGAUAACUUUUCUACCAAAGAUCUUUCACCGACUUUUAAGUGUGGCACCUUCUCCGAAAUAAAAUCUGUGUGGAAAAGCACUUUAAGGAGGUAAUUUUUCGAUUUUCUCCCAAAACUGGGGAAAAUGUAGGAAACGGGAAAGUCGGUACAUUAUUAAAGAAAUAUUAUUAAAGAAAACAUUUAAGACCUAUUUAAUUAUUUUACUAUAAUAUGACAUAUAUGUUACUGACAAAGUAUCACUAUUAAUUGAACUCCGCUCAGAAUCGUUUUUUCGUUAGCAAUGGUUUAUCGUCGCUUACAAUUAUACAUAAAAUUACCUAAAAAACCUACACCCGUUCCUAUUAUUCUAGGACAUCUUUUUAUUUAUAAUUCAUUUACCUCACAUCAACUGAUUAAGGUUUAAUAAGAUAUCUGACCGUAGUUUCUAUAUAGAAUAGAAAUAGAAAUUAAAUAAGCCUUAAUGAUGUAUUUAAAAUUUUAAAGGGCUAUAUGUAAUAGAUUAUAAAUAGAACUUAAAAGGGGUAUAAUACACUUAUCAUUUAUACUCCGGGCGACGCAUUGAUUCAUUUAUUUAUUUUAUUUCUACACAUACGUUUUUUAUUUAUAUAUUUAUUUAUUUUAUUUAUUUAAGAGUAUUAACCAUUUUAAUAAUUUUACUUUUAUUUUAAUAUUUUAUUAUGUAUACAUUAAGUUUUCCAUCUACCUUCUUAACUUCUCCCCUCGAACAGUGGCUCACCCGUCGUGCGGAAUAUUAACAUUUAUUUCUAAAAUAUUUAUUGUAUUUUUAUAUUAUAUAUUUCUUAAAAUAUUUUAAAUGUACGUAGUAUUAUUGUAAAUUAUUCGAAUAAAUAUUUUGAAUAUAAUUUUUUUUAUGGACUCAAAUAUUUUUUCUGAAUAGUUUUAAAAAUUACUUUACUCUAGUUUGUGUACAGUAUACAACAUGUUUUAUAUAAUACGUUUUUGCUUAUACAGCACACGUCUGCGGGCGCGGAAGGCGGUGGCCAAUCGUUGGCCAACCCAGGAUCGUGCCUGGAGGACUUCAGAGCCACGCCGUUCAUCGAGUGUAACGGGGCCCGAGGAACAUGUCAUUACUUCGCCAAUACGUUGAGUUUCUGGUUGGCCACCAUCGAUCCCGAUGAACAGUUCACUAGCGUUCAAAGGCAAACGCUAAAGAAAGACAUGACUCGCACCCGCAUCAGUAGAUGCCAAGUAUGCAUACGAAAAACAUGAUAGGACGUCGUCGACGGCGGCUCGCGAUACACGCGGAAUAUUGACCAUAGUCAUAUUAUUAUAUCAUAUAUUUAUUAUAAUAUAUAUUUUUUUAAUUAUCCAUAGUUAUUUUGACGUGUAAAUGUUUAUUAAUUUUAUUAUUAUUUAAUUAACCGGUAGGAUAGGCGUCUAAAUCAGUUUAGUAUUAAUUCAAUACACUCGUUGUGUUCAUAUUAAAAAUACAUUUCAAGUAUUUUAUACAUAGCUGUGCAUAAUAUUAUAUAAUACUUCAAUUGUCAUUUAAAUCCGAUAGAUUUUUUAACUAUAUAUAUUCACAACAAACAAAUUAUUGAUAUAUCUGAUUAAAAUAUUUAAGAAAAUAGUAAAAAUAAAAUUGAAAUGUACGAUAUAUAAGAAUAAUAUUAAGUUUAACUAACCAAUAUCUAUAAACAUAUUAAAAAAAAGUUUUUUUUAUUAAAUACUACUUAUACCAACACAUUAAAAAUGUACCUCUGUAGUAUGUAAAACCCUUUUGUUCGUGUCUAUCCGUUUUCUUUAUUCUUUUAUUACAUUAAAUAAAAAUUAUUAAUUAUUUUAAAAAAUACAUAAAAAUGUAAGCAAACGUAUACAUUUUAAUUCUGGGUCAUUGAAAAAUAAAUGUAACUUAUAAAUAAAUACUAAUAAAAUAACUUGUAAAUAUUAUUAAUAUUAUUAUUAUUAUUAAUAUUGUAUACUGACACAAAUAUUACAAAAUUUCAAAAUUUUUUUACUCGUACUGAACAUCGGAUAAACAUUGUUUAAAUCAAAUUAUCAUUUAAAUGUUAUACUAAUUCAAAAACUUCAAUUAUUUUUACGAGUCAAAUAAUUUGUAAAAUCUGAACUAAGUUAAAAUUUUAAAUGAUUACAAAAAAUAAACGCCAUUACGUUUGACUUUUUUUAUUACUAAUUGACCAACAUAACUAAGUUAUGGUGAACCGUGUAUUACUUUUUUG